Messenger RNA from Fusarium sp. VM40, 3258 nucleotides. The record is from the annotation of a GenBank genome assembly. NCBI's taxonomy places the organism in Eukaryota, Fungi, Ascomycota, Sordariomycetes, Hypocreales, Nectriaceae.
AUGAGCACCUGGAUGAAUGACGCCGUCCCCAACCAUAAUGGCAACGGUUUUCCUCACAUGAACGACCCCAACACUGCCAGUAACAUGAUGGAUCCCUCCGCUUUCAUGGCCAAUUCAGGCCAAUUCAACCCUGCUCAGUUCCAGAACCAGCAGCAAAUGGGCGCUGGUAUGCCCAAUGGCCCAGGCCCUAUGCGCAAUGCUUCGCCUUCUUUUCAGAAUCCCGCAUAUCAAACCAAUUCAGUUAUUCCAUCGAAACGACCUCGCCCUCGUGACGAUAGCAUUGCUGGGUCUCCAAGUCAGAAUCCUGGAAUGCUUCCGACGUCGCGCUCUGAGACGCCGCAGCAACAAUCCUUUGCUGGUGGUUUUCAACCCGGCGCGAUGCCUCAGCAAACUGCCAGCCAAUUCUCCCAUCUCCAACAAAAUGGUUCUGCCAACGCGAGCCCUUCUCCGAUAAUGAGCAACCAAAUGCGACCAGGAAGUGUUCCUCAACGGGUCGCGACCGCGUCACCCCAUCCUUUCUCUCCCAGUGGCCAGCAGUUCAACCCUCAGACGUCUCCGAUACCCUCCGAACACGGCACACCUCAACCCAAUCCAUAUAUGCAGAAUAUGCCUCAAGGCUUCAACCCGAAUUUUGCCCAGUCUCCCUCGAAUGCGCGACCCUCGCCGAACCCGAAUGCGAUGCCCGGUAGUCAAAUGAUGGCACAGCAGAUGGGUCAAAUGCCGCAGCACAUGGGCCAGAUGCAAGGCAACAUGUAUCCUCCCCAGAUGCAGCAGGCUCAGCAGCAGCAAGGUACGCCACAACAGCAGCAAGGGCAGCAACAAGGCCAACAAACCCCACAACGUCCCGGCUUGACCGAUCAGCAAAAAAUGGCUGCCUAUCAAAUGAGAUUGCAACAGCAGCUCCAAGGUAACGCGGCCCAGAUGCAAGCUCAGAUGCAGGCGCAAAACAUGGGCCGUGGCAUGAUGCCCGGCAAGCAAGUACCUGGGAUGCCCAAUGGACAGAUGCAACAAGGAGCCAUGAGGCCACAGCAGAGAAUGAUGGCCAAUGUGAAUCCUGAACAAUUCAUGAAGAACCUUACAACACUGAUGAGCUCAAAAGGAUUGCCACUAGAUCCUAACCCGAUGGUGGGCGAUAGGCCUGUUAAUCUUAUGAUGCUGUUUCAAGCGGUUCAAAACAAGGGAGGAUACAAGCAGGCUUCGUCGACUCCAAAUGGCUGGCCGCAUGUUGCUCAGAUGCUUGGGCUUCCGCCCCAAAAUCCUAUAGUGCCACAGACGUUGAGAGCAAUCUACGAACGCAACCUCUUUAAGUUCGAGGAAGUGUGGAUUGCCCAACAACAAAAGCAGAGGAUGAUGCAACAGCAACAACAGCAACAACAGCAGCAGCAACAACAGCAACAGCAGCAGCAGCAGCGGCAACAACAGCAAUCACAGCAGCAGCAACCCCAACAGCAGCCUCAACAACAAGCUCAAGGCAUGCUUAUGGGACAAGCCACGCCGCAGAAGCAGAUGCAACCUGGGCAACAAAUGAAUCAAGGAACAAUGGCUCAGGGGCAGCAAACCCCAAUGCAGCAGCAAACUCCCAUGAAACAGAUGCAACCAGCGCAGCCUUCAAUGAAUGGAUUCUCCACACCACAGCCUCAGACCCAACCUCAAGCCCCAGCCAUGCCUGGCGCAAACCGCCCCUUGUCCAUAGAUGCCUCGGCUGUGCCUGACUUCCCAAAUACUGCCUCUCCAACGGCUCGAAGGCCUGGAAGUAUUUCACAGAAUGAUGCACGACAAGCUUCAGCUGUGCCUACAGCGGUUGCGGAGAGGAUGCCUCGACUGGCUCCGCAAACAGACGAGUAUAGUCCGUGUGCUCGGGAACUAUCAACAUUUGGGGGAGUUGACUUGAGCGCCUUUAGUAAGCUUGGUGCCGAACUUGAACGUUGGAAACCAGAUGUGCCCCCUCUUCAAGAACUUGGCAAUAUCGACAUUGCUGCUCUUACGAAGAGUCUGCAGAGUGGUAUUCAUGGAGAAACACGCUUGGCUCUUGAUGUUCUCGCAGCUGCAUCAUGCUCUAUGAAUCAACUUCACUUUAUUCAACUUCGAUAUUGUGAUGAGCUAAUAGAGGCACUCAUUGAGUGUGCUGAGGAUCAAGUCGAGAUGUUAGCUGAGCAUACAGUUGAGGUUUCGGACGAGAUUCAAAUAUCACCCUACGAAGAUGUUCUACGAGCUUGCCGCCUCGAACGCUUUAACAUUCGUGAUUUGCCUGUGUUUGGCACUGAAGAGUAUGAGCUAGAUCGGGCAGUCGACCGCCUAAUCUGCGUCACAACAAUUCUUCGCAAUCUAUCGUUCCCUGGCGAGCAAAAUGAAAACCACUCGGUUCUUGCGGACGAGAUUGUUGUCAAGUUUCUUUGUGUUGUCAUCAGGUAUCUCGGCACACGCACGAUGCUCCUCCGGUCACAGAACAAUACUCUGGAUUUUAUGAAGGAUGUAGUAAUCCUACUCUCUAAUAUUGCAGGGUCUGUGGAGAUUCCAGGUCGUGAGCAGGCCCUCUGUCUCUUACAGUUCCUUUUGGCAUUCGCGCCGGCUCCCAGCACUACGAUCUCGGAUGGAACCCUCUUCUUCACACAAUAUGAACCAAGUCUGCAUGCUUACCUGCCACAUGCUGUCGAUGCACUAGCGAAGCUACUUGCCCGUGAUGAACCCAACCGGGGCCAUUACAAGACUGUCUUUGCACUGGACUCUGCCAGUAACCCACCUUAUGAGUUGCUUACUCGUGCUUUUGGCCUGGCUAUAGCCCCUAUCCCCGACAAGGCCAAGGCACAAAUUCGGCAGCCAUCCCUUCCUUCACUUGUCGAGGUUCGGAAACCUUUCUUGAUGCAAGGGUUACUUGCCGCCGAGAUCCUGGCGUCACUCGCGCCGGGUCAUGACACUGGAGUUGCGCAGGCUUGGUUGUCAUCAGGCAAUGAUUUCGCUCAGAAUCUCUUCAGGCUUAUCCGCGAGCUUAGUCAAUUAUAUGAGCAACCGCCAUCUCAAGGGCCCCGAACCGCACCACGGAAGGACCCAGAACUGGUUUACAUCGUCGUGGUUGCGGUUGCACUAUUAAGAAGAUUGGCGGAGAAGGCCAGGGAUUCCAACGAUCCAGCUUCAUCAAUACCUGCCAAAGCUAUGCCUGCACCUCAUGCUCUUCUGGAAGCUUUGUCCAUGCAAUCGGCCGAGUGGGCAAAGGAUGAAGUGUUGCAAAAACUCUCAGCCUUUUUUACUCUUGGGAGAUGA